Messenger RNA from Anopheles funestus (African malaria mosquito), 2006 nucleotides. RefSeq names its product probable ATP-dependent RNA helicase DDX55 homolog. Bases 116 to 1936 code for a protein of 606 amino acids. The record is from RefSeq and is a predicted model, not a curated record. Gene Ontology annotation, cellular component: nucleolus. Lineage: Eukaryota; Metazoa; Arthropoda; Insecta; Diptera; Culicidae. Gene Ontology annotation, molecular function: ATP binding; nucleic acid binding. The transcript is spliced from 2 exons.
UGUCAAAUGCGGCGUUUCAUAAAAUAUGGGCAUGUGCUGCGGAAUCACGCGUGUUUAUAUUUUCGUCUGAAUUGUUCGUACAAUUUAAACGUAGAACAGUGUAAAGGAUUUGAAAAUGCCUCUACCAAGUGGGAAAUGGGUCGAUUUGUCCACACCGUUAAGUGCGCCGGUGCUCGAAGUGAUUGAAGGACUUGGCUUUGCCAAGAUGACACCAGUUCAGGCUGCUACCAUUCCACUGCUUUUGGGUUACAAAGACGUGGCUGCAGAAGCGGUUACAGGCUCCGGCAAAACACUAGCAUUUGUCGUGCCCUUGCUAGAGCUGUUGCUCAAAAGGAAGCGCAAUGAGGAAUGGAAAAAGCACGAAAUCGGAGCAGUUAUCGUUUCGCCCACCCGUGAAUUGGCCACCCAAAUACACGACGUACUGGCAGAGUUCCUAAGCCACAAAAAACUGUGCUGCUUUCGACAGAAGAUGCUCAUCGGAGGAAAUGCCGUUGAAGAAGAUGUACUAGCGAUCCUGAAUGAAGGUGCCAACAUACUCGUAGCCACCCCUGGCCGGCUACAGGAUCUGUUUGAGCGUAAAGGAGACCUGAAUCUGGCCGCAAAGGUGAAGAAUCUAGAAUUGCUAGUGCUGGACGAAGCGGACCGUUUGCUAGACAUGGGAUUUGAGGCGAAGAUCAACACCAUUCUAGCCUAUCUUCCACGGCAGCGUCGAACCGGGCUAUUUUCCGCCACACAAACCAAGGAGGUAAAGGAUUUAAUGCGCGCUGGUUUGCGCAAUCCCGUGUUGGUCAGUGUACGCGAGAAGGCUACGACAAGCACACCGAAAUUAUUGCAAAAUUAUUACAUCUUCGUUGAGCCAGAGCAAAAACUGGUUGCGUUACUAGAAUUUAUACGCACCCAAAGCAUUAAGAAAGCGAUGAUAUUUUUUCCCACUUGUGCUUGCGUCGUGUACUGGUCGAUCGCUCUGAAGGAACUCGUUUCAUCGAUGCAAGUAAUGGCCUUGCACGGAAAAAUGAAAUCAGAACGAUUCCGCAUAAUGAAAUCCUUUCGCGAAGCUGGCAGCGCGUUGUUACUCUGUACCGAUGUGGUUGCCCGUGGCGUCGACAUCCCCGAAGUGGACUGGGUACUCCAGUGGGAACCGCCAUCAAACGCAGCUGCAUUCGUUCAUCGUGUGGGCCGUACAGCACGCCAGGGAUCGGAAGGAAAUGCGCUCAUUAUGCUGCUACCCACAGAAGAUGCGUAUGUAGAUUUUUUAACGCGCAAUCAAAAAGUUUCGCUCAAGCAAUUAGAAUUGGACCUGUCCGGAGCAAAACUGGCGAAAACGUUAGAAACGUUGCAUCAGCUCCAGCGGAACGAUCGUGCUACGUUCGACAAAGCGAACCGAGCGUUUGUGUCACACGUGCAGGCUUACAGCAAACACGAAUGUAACUUAAUUUUACGCUUGAAAGAUCUUGAUCUGGGUAGGAUAGCGACCAGCUAUGGACUGCUGCAGCUACCCCGCAUGCCCGAGAUGAAGCCCCAGUUCAAGGAUUCGUUCCGUGGACCGGAGCAGACGGUGGACGUAUUCGCGCUCGUUUACAAGGAUAAGCAAAAGCAAGCGUCCUUUGAGAGCAAGCUGAAAACGUACGCCGAGACUGGGGAAUGGAAGGGCAAAAAGAAACUUAUUCGCAAGAAAUCCAUUCCCUGGGAGCUGGCCAACAAGGAACGCGAGGAACGCAAGGAAAUACGCAAGAAACGAAUGGAAAAGAAACAGAUACGAAAGGCCGCCAUUGAAGCGGGUGUUGCAGUUCCGGCCAAAAAGAAACGAGCAAAAUUUACGCAGGAAGAACUAGACGAACUGGCCAACGACAUCCGGCUGCUGAAGAAGGUGAAAAAGAAAAAAAUCACCGAAGAGGAAUACGACGACGAGAUGGGCAUAAAGGAAGCGGAUGAUUGAAUAAACUCAGAAUAAGCUAAACACGUUCAGUUUUGUAAUGCUAAAUAAAGUUUCUAUUCAAUGGAAUCAA